GCGGCGGCGUUCAGAGGGCGUCCGGAAACCGUCCCAACGGUGAGUGAGGGAGUGAGCGCGUCUCCUGCUCGCAGCGCUGAGGCACAAAGUCAAGGCUCGCUUUGUCAACAGACACAACUUUUCUCCGCAUCUCCGGACAGUUUGACAGAAGACGCCGGACCACGGACCUCCAAACUCUCCACCCGGUCUGAACGGGAGUCGCCUUUCUUCGACCCGGAGCAGGGAAUCUUCCACUUCUCAGUUUUUGUAAGAUGUGGACUUUAAAGAGAAACCUUCAUUAAAAAGUUCCUCCCAAAAAGGACACACGUGUAAUGGCGGCGCGGCCAACCUGGACCUGGGUGUGCAUAGCAGGGACGCUCCUGUUCCAGCCAGGCUCCAGUCAGUAUGAGAGGGGCCUUUCUGUGCCCGAGCAUGGCUUCUGCCAACCCAUCUCCAUCCCUCUGUGCACGGACAUCGCCUACAACCAGACCAUAAUGCCCAACCUCCUGGGCCACAGCAACCAGGAGGAUGCUGGUCUGGAGGUCCACCAGUUCUACCCACUGGUUAAGGUCCAGUGCUCUGCGGACCUGAAGUUCUUCCUGUGCUCCAUGUACGCCCCGGUGUGCACGGUUCUGGAGCAGGCGAUCCCCCCCUGCAGGUCCCUGUGUGAGCGGGCUCGGCACGGCUGCGAGGCGCUGAUGAACAAGUUCGGCUUCCAGUGGCCGGAGCGGCUGCUCUGCGAGAACUUCCCGGUCCACGGUGCAGGGGAGAUCUGCGUGGGCCAGAACGCCACGGACAGAGACGGGCCCACGACCGACCUGACCCCCAGCCUCCACCAGCCUCUGACCGUGGCACCGCAUGAGUGGAGCAGCCCGGCCUUCUCCUGCCCCCUGCAGCUCCAGGUGCCCACCUACCUCAGCUACCACUUCCUUGGGGCAAAGGACUGCGGGGCCCCAUGCGAGACCUCCAAGCCCAGCGGACUGAUGUACUUCACUGCAGAGGAGCUGAAGUUUGGCCGGCUCUGGGUUGGUACCUGGUCCAUUCUGUGCUGUUUGAGCACCCUAUUCACUGUGCUCACGUACUUAGUGGACAUGGGUCGGUUUGGAUAUCCAGAGAGGCCGAUCAUCUUCCUGUCUGGCUGUUACUUCAUGGUGGCGCUGGCCUACACCACCGGCUUCCUGCUGGAGGACCGAGCCGUGUGUGUUGAUAGGUUCAAGGAGCAUGGCUACAAGCUGGUGGUUCAAGGCACCAAGAAGGAGGCCUGCACCAUCCUCUUCAUGAUGCUCUACUUCUUCGGCAUGGCCAGUUCCAUCUGGUGGGUGAUCCUGUCUCUCACCUGGUUCCUGUCUGCUGGGAUGAAGUGGGGCAACGAGGCCAUCGAGGCCAACUCGCAGUACUUCCACCUGGCGGCGUGGGCGGUGCCAGCAGUGCAGACCGUGGUCGUCCUGGCCGUGGGCCAGGUGGACGGGGACCUGCUCAGCGGCGUCUGCUACGUGGGGGUGUCCAGCGUGUCUGCGCUGCGGGGCUUCGUCCUGGCGCCGCUCUUCGUCUACCUCUUCGUCGGCACCUCCUUCCUGCUGGCCGGCUUUGUGUCGCUCUUUAGAAUCCGCACCAUCAUGAAGCACGACGGCACCAAGACAGAGAAGCUGGAGAAGCUGAUGGUGCGGAUCGGCGUGUUCGGAGUGCUGUACACGGUGCCCGCCACCAUCGUCAUCGCCUGCCACUUCUACGAGCAGGCCUUCCGGCCGCGGUGGGAGAGGGCGUGGCACAAGCAGACCUGCAAGCACUUUGCUGUGCCCUGUCCAGCAGGAAGCUCUUCACCAACUGUACCAGAUUUCACCGUCUUUAUGAUCAAGUACUUGAUGACCAUGAUUGUGGGCAUUACAUCUGGCAUCUGGAUCUGGUCUGGGAAGACGCUGCAGUCAUGGCGCCGGUUUUAUCAGAGGCUAAGCAACAAAAACCAGGAGGAGACAGUGUAGAGCCCCACAAAGCUCUACACUGCAGCCUGACUGGCCCUGAGAAACUGGUUAUAGUUUAGUGAAUAUAUGCAUAAUAUCUGUCACAGUAAAGCUUUGGCAUAGUUUAAUAAUAUUUGACUUGGGGCCUGCAGUGAAAUCUAUAAUACUUACAAUACAGACUGAAUAAGCCUGAAACGUUCCUCUAACAGGUCAACCUCCAGUAACUCUUUCUGGUUUUCCAACUCUUUGCUGAAAAUCUGGAUGAGCCAACUGACACCUGAUUAAGGAGAUCAGUAGGGAGGGUUGGAAAACCAGCACGUCACCUGCCCCCCACUACACCAGUAACGCCACCAGGUGGUGACUGAUUGGUGCAUCUGGCAAAAUCUGACUCACUGGCAUCUGCUGCACAGAGAUGUUUCACUUUGACUUUGUAAUACAAUGUUGAACCAAAUUGCAUUUUAUAGUGUUUUUUUUCGCAGUUUUAUAGUUUAUAGUGUAGAUGCAUUUGUUCAGGAGCUACUUUACCUGCAGCUCUGCCUCAUUGGAAAAUUACUCUUGACAAUAAUGUAUGUAUUUAUGAGAAUGUUAGAACCACGUAGGCUUUGUUUUUUGUAGUUUAU
This is a messenger RNA of Betta splendens (Siamese fighting fish), 2557 nucleotides long. RefSeq names its product frizzled-7-A-like. The record is from RefSeq and is a predicted model, not a curated record. The coding region runs from base 312 to 1958 and encodes 548 amino acids. The transcript has a single exon. NCBI's taxonomy places the organism in Eukaryota, Metazoa, Chordata, Actinopteri, Anabantiformes, Osphronemidae. Gene Ontology annotation, biological process: non-canonical Wnt signaling pathway; canonical Wnt signaling pathway. Gene Ontology annotation, cellular component: plasma membrane. Gene Ontology annotation, molecular function: Wnt-protein binding; Wnt receptor activity.